Vairimorpha ceranae is the source of this 2040-nucleotide messenger RNA. RefSeq names its product heat shock protein 90. The record is from RefSeq and is a predicted model, not a curated record. Gene Ontology annotation, biological process: protein folding. NCBI's taxonomy places the organism in Eukaryota, Fungi, Microsporidia, Nosematidae. The transcript has a single exon. Gene Ontology annotation, molecular function: ATP hydrolysis activity; ATP-dependent protein folding chaperone; ATP binding. The coding region runs from base 1 to 2040 and encodes 679 amino acids.
AUGUCAAACGAACAAAAUAAAGAACAAUAUGAAUUUGAUGUAAAUACAAAUCAACUUAUGGAUAUCAUUAUCAAGUCGGUUUAUUCGUCUUCAGAGAUAUUUCUUAGGGAGUUAAUUAGUAACUCGAGUGAUGCAUGUGAUAAAUUUAGAUCAUUGUAUUUAGAGUUUCAAGAGCAAGGAGUAGUGACUGAUAAUCCGUCAGUUUUAGAGAUUCAGGUGAUUCCAGAUUUAGUAAAUAAAACAUUAACUAUUAAAGAUAAUGGUAUUGGUAUGAAAAAAUCAGAUCUUAUAAGUUUUAUUGGUACUAUUGCUAGUUCUGGUACUAGAAAAUUUAAAGAAGCUUUAGAAAAGAAAGAAGGUGGAAGUGGAGAUAUUAAUCACUUAAUUGGACAAUUUGGUCUUGGUUUUUAUUCUUCCUAUCUUGUUGCAGAGAAGGUAGAUAUUAUAACUAAACAUCCUCUCGAUGAAGCAUUUGUAUGGUCAUCGAAUGGAAGAGAAAGCUAUACUAUUCAAAAAUAUGAAGGUGAAGACUUUAAUCAUGGUACAUCUGUAAUUUUAUAUAUUAAAGAAGGAAAUGAAGAAUUUUUAGAAAGUAAAAAAAUUAUUUCUUUGAUAAAGAAACAUUCACAAUUUGUUCUUUAUCCGAUAUUUACAUACGAAGAAAAAGAAGUAGAAGUUAAAGAUGAAGAAAAGAAAGAAGUUAAAGAUGGAGAAGAAGGCAAUGUUGAAGAAAAGAAAGAAGAUACUGAAGAACCUGUGGUUGAAGAAGUAGAAGAAAAACCAGUUAAGAAAACAAAAGUUACUGAAAAAGUUAAAGUGAACACUGAUAAACCGCUUUGGGAGAAAAAUAUCAAAAAUGUACCAGAAGAAGAAAUUACAAGUUUCUAUAAAUCUAUUUCUGGAGACUGGGAUAAUUAUCUUGCUGUUGAAUCUUGGACUAUUGAAGGUUUUAUGACUCUUAAACUAUUGCUUUUUAUUCCUAAGAGAAGUAGAAUGGAUAUGUUUUCAGGUAAAAAUAAAAAGUCUAAUAAUAUAAAAUUAUAUGCAAAUAAUGUAUUUGUUACUGAUGAUUUUGGUGAUAAUAUUCCUGAGUGGAUGAACUUUGUUGUUGGUGUUGUAGCUAGUAAUGACAUUUCGAUGAAUGUGUCAAGAGAACUAAUCCAAGGACAUAAUGUUAUGAAAUUGGUGAAGAAAACACUUCCUCAGAAACUUAUGGAUAUGAUUACUAAACUAUCAAGAGAUGAAGAAAAAUAUUCUGCAUUUUAUAAGGAAUUUGGUAAUUGCUUGAAAUUGGCUGUUUCAGAAUGCACUGAUUCUCAACAGGAAAAACUUGUCAACUGUCUUAGAUAUGAAACUUCUAAGUCUGAAGGUAAAAUGAGAUCAUUUAGUGAAUAUGUUGACAAUAUGAAAGAAAAUCAAAACCAAAUUUACGUUUUGACAGGAUUAUCCAAAACUCAAGUAGAGCAGAAUCCAAUGUUAGAAGUAUUUAAAGAUUAUGAAGUAAUUUUUAUGUAUGAUUCUAUGGAUGAAGUUAUGCUUAGAGGACUUAAAAAAUAUAAAGAGAAAGCUGUUCAGAGAAUUACUUCAGAGGGGGUCGAAAUACCUGAAGAGGCUCAAGCGAAUAAAGAAGAGUUAGAAAAAGAGUUUGAACCAGUAAUAAAUAAAGUUAAGGAAAUAUUAGGAAGUAAUGUAGAAAAGGUCAUAUUGAAUUUUAGAUUGGGUUCAUUACCUUCUGUUAUUUCUACAACAAAAUAUUCUAACUCUGCUGCUAUGGAGUCAAUCAUGAAGUCUCAAAUUAUUGCUGAAUCUAAUCCACUUGCCGCUAUGGCUGCUACAUCAAAAAAGAUUUUUGAGUUGAAUCCAUUUAAUCCAAUUGUUGUAAGAAUGAAAGAUUUAGUUGCUGAUGAACAUAAAGAAGACUUUAAAGAAAUCACCAAUUUGCUAUUUAAUACUAUGCUUUUAAAUUGUGGAUUUGUUUUACCUGAUCCUCAGAGCUAUUGCAGUACAAUUUAUAAGUUUUUAUCUAAAAACAAUCAUUAA